Messenger RNA from Diaporthe citri, 1290 nucleotides. RefSeq lists its product as uncharacterized. The transcript is spliced from 6 exons. The coding region runs from base 1 to 1290 and encodes 429 amino acids. NCBI's taxonomy places the organism in Eukaryota, Fungi, Ascomycota, Sordariomycetes, Diaporthales, Diaporthaceae. The record is from RefSeq and is a predicted model, not a curated record.
AUGAAGUUCCUCGGCUUAGCAUCCGCGCUCCUCGUCCAACACCAUGUUGCAGCUCAAUUCGCGCCGCCCGAUGGCUGUUGUGCCACCGCGGCCAUGAUGAGAUUCGAAUGCUCUCGGCUCGUCAUUCAGAGAACCGACCCUUUGGUCGAGCCCGGAAGGAUACAAUCCAGUCACAACCACCAGAUCGUGGGUGGCAAUUCAUUCAAUGCCACCAUGACGCCCGUUGAUUUCGAUCCCUCGGUAGAGUCUACGUGUACGUCUUGCACGUUUAGCGAAGACUUCUCCAACUACUGGACGGCGAACCUAUACUUUAGGGCAAGGAACGGCACAUUCAAGAGGGUGCCUCAGAUGCUGAAUUUGGGUCUGGAGGGUGGAGACGGCGGUAUCACAGUGUACUAUAUCCCACCUUAUGAUGGCAAGACGACAGUCACUGCCUUCAAACCUGGGUUCCGCAUGCUCGUGGGUGACGCUGGCCUGAGGGAGCCCCAGGGCCAGCAGAAGCAGAUCUGCCAUCGCUGCUUCAGCAACAUGCAGCAGAACCCGUUCGGCGGCGCGCCUUGCACUGGCGGCGACACCACCUCGUUGCCCACGGGUACGUGUGGUGGUGGAAUCAGGACAACAAUUACAUUCCCUACGUGCUGGGACGGGAAGAACGUCGACAGCCCGGAUCACAAGGCCCACGUGGCGUACCCAAGCUCAGGGUCUUUCGAGUCGACUGGGCCCUGUCCGUCAACACACCCCGUGCGCCUGCCGCAGCUCAUGUACGAAGUCAUGUGGGACACGACGCCGUUUAAUGACCCAAACAUCUGGCCUGAAGACGGCAGUCAGCCCUUCGUAUACUCUACUGGCGAUCCGACUGGACAUUCCCAGCAUGGAGACUAUCUUUUUGGAUGGAAGGGUGACGCACUCCAACGAGCCCUUGACAAGCGUUGCACAGGAGACACCUGCAGCGAGCUCAAGCGACAGCCUGCUGCCGAUGCGAUCAAGUGCACCAAGCCGCAAUUUAUCGACGAAGAUGUCGAUGGAUGGAUGGACUCGCUUCCUGGAGAGGUCCUCAUCGGGCCAUUCGGAUGGAUCAAGGGUGUCGGAGAUGAUGGCGAGAACACGAAGUCGAGCCCAUCAAAAGUGCGCAAACCACGCCAGGGGAGCUCCUAUUUCACCAGGCAGAGGCUCCUGAUCAAGCGCCAAUUCACCCCACAGGACAACGUAACCGCCAAGGCGGCAGUCGAGACGACUCGUCACGCUGGUCUUGGCAAGAUCCACCGGACAAGGGAAGGGAAGCCAAGUUAG